Molecule: messenger RNA, 3454 nt
Organism: Lecanosticta acicola
Lineage: Eukaryota; Fungi; Ascomycota; Dothideomycetes; Mycosphaerellales; Mycosphaerellaceae
Source: the annotation of a GenBank genome assembly
AUGGACGACCGACGCAAGGUUGGACUGGGCCUGCACCACCAACCCAACUCCAACAACACUACCCUCGCCCCCGAGCACGUCCUCUCCACCGCACCUGCCUCGCCCACCGACGACAUGUCUCAUCGACCGAGUCAAAAGAGCUCCGGCGAAGACUCCACCACGAGCACAACGACGACUCUGAUGAUGAUGCCGCCGCAGAACUCUACCAUGGCCCAGCUUUCAUUUGGACCGGCCACCCAGCAGACUGUCACCACCGUCACGACCACGACCACCAUAUCACUGCCGCCGUUGAUCAUGAGGCCUCCAAAAGACCUGUACGAGCGAGACCCUAAGCAGUACCCACUGGCCUUCUCACCUACCCCAAGCUCGAUCAAGCGCUUCUGCUUCGACAUUGAUGGCCGCCCCACCCGCUUUGAGGAAGCGGAGGAUCCCGACGAGACCAUGCGGAAGUAUCAGGACCUUCAAUCUAAGAUCAGCAAGAGCAACGGAUCCAUUUACCAGAGGGAAGAGCAGGAUGGCUAUCAGACACCUAUGAGAGACCUCUCGGCUUCUCGCCUCAGCAAGAAGGUUCCCGGUGUACGUGCUUCGAACGCUCCCAAGCGUACUGCUACUCCGCCGUCUAUAGCAGAGGCCGCGGAGCUUGCAAGCUUGCAGAGGAAGACCAAGAAGCAGCGCUCGCAACUGCACCGAACACACUCGGAGAUGUCCGAGCAGCCUUCUCUUAACGAGAGGAGUGCUUCUGGGGCGUUUCCUACCGUACACGACCCUUCACACCCGUCGCCAGUCACUCCGGAUACUGAUGCAAUGGGAGUCGUCCCUAGGUCUGCGGUGGACAGACAGGGCGAUCCGAGGAGCCGUGGAAUACUGAAGCCUUCUCAUUCCCGUGUCCAGGAGCUGCAGGAUGAAGGAGGAGACGACUCGCACAUGGCCGAUACUGAGGCUCAAGACGACGACUCGAGGAAUAGACCUCGCUCGUUUGCAAAGAAGAAGAAGAGGAGCUUCGCAGAGUCGAGUGGAGCAGAACACAGGCAUACUCUCCGAGCCCCGUCAGCCGUGGCUGCCACAACACCACCCGUUGCUGAGACUGACAUGGACCCCGUCGAGCAAUCUGAGCCACGCUGGACAGCGAUGCCACCAAGCAUUGUCACAAGUUCACAACAAGACGCUAGCCUGCCCAGUCCGAGCUUGUCACCAAUCACUGCUGCCGCAAACCUGGCCUCUCGACAAAACGCCUUCGAAGCUUCCUUCACUCAGCAUAACGAUGAGAACGCCAGUGUGGUGUCUGGUCUUGACCUCGAUGACGAUAGCCAGGCUCAAAGUGCCAAGUCCUUCGAGUCUCAGUCCUCUAAGAAGUCUGGCAAGGCGACCUCAAGUCAAUCCGCUCAUGGCACUCAGCAAUCACAGACGUCUGCCACGGCGGCGCCAACAGUCAUGGACAUUCCGACCAUGGUCGACGCCUUUGAUGGCAUGUCAGAGUCCAUGCAGACCUACCUCAUUUACCAGUUCCUGCGUCGUUGUGCCAAGCCUACAUUACAGAUGGUUGCCAACGUGGUCAAUCCCGCUCUGAAGUGUGAUCCGUUCAAUGUCCUGCCUCCCGAACUUGGCCUCAACAUUGCUCGCUUCUUGGAUGCUCAGAGUAUGUGCCGCGCCUCCCAGGUUUCAAAGAGGUGGCGUAAGCUCGUCAAUUCGGAUGAGAAAGCCUGGAAGGACCUGCUUGAACGUGACGACUUUGUUCUGCCUGACGGCGAGAUUGCGAGAGCUGUCCGGGAAGGGUGGGGCUGGCAGCACCCUGGCGAAGAUGGAUAUGAGCAAGAUCUCAGCAAGCCAAUCCGCAGCCAAUCGCCAGAGCCUGUCGAGACUUCGAUCAUGAGUGACGACGAGCUUACUGCUUCGUCCACGGUGACCACGAGGACAAUGAAGAAGAGGUCGAUCGUGAAAUCCUCAAGCUCCAAGAAGUCGAAGCGGCGCCCCGCACAUGCGUCAUCUUCGGUUACAAAACCAACUCCCACUCCAAAUAGCAAAUGGCUGAAGCUCUUGAGCACUGCCAAGGGUGCCAACGCUUUCGCGCAUGCCGCUACUCAGGCUGUGCCGCAUCCCGCUAUUGGGCUGGAGAGCCUUCGUAACAUGCACCUCUUCAAGUCUCUUUACCAACGCCACUACCUCAUCCGCAAAGCCUGGAUGGAUGCAGAUUGCCAGCCUCAGCAUCUUGCCUUUCGGGCACACCAUCGGCACGUGGUUACCUGCCUCCUGUUCGACAGUGACAAGAUCCUCACGGGCAGUGACGAUACUAAGAUCAACGUCUACGACACCAAGACCGGUGCACUCCGAACUCGUCUUGAGGGCCACGAGGGAGGCGUGUGGGCUUUGCAAUAUGAAGGAGACACCCUGGUCUCCGGCUCGACUGACCGCAGCGUGAGAGUAUGGGACAUCAAGAGCGGGCGUUGCUUGCAAGUCUUCCAAGGCCACACUUCGACCGUACGCUGCCUUGUCAUCCUGAAGCCUGUCCAGGUCGAUACGGAGCCUGAUGGUACGCCCAUCAUGAUGCCAGAAGAGCCGCUGAUCAUCACCGGCUCUCGUGACUCGACACUCCGAGUUUGGAAGCUGCCAGAAAACGGCGGUCGCCAGAUCUUCCAAGCCGGACCGCCUGCUCAAGACCGUGACAAUCCAUACUUCGUGCGAACGCUGUCAGGUCACCAUAACUCGGUCCGUGCUAUCGCCGCUCAUGGAGACACCCUCAUCUCGGGUUCGUACGACUGUACAGUCCGUGUCUGGAAGAUCUCGACUGGAGAUCUCGUACACCGUCUUCAAGGCCACACUCAGAAGGUGUACAGUGUGGUGCUUGACCACGACCGCGGACGUUGCAUAUCUGGAUCGAUGGAUAACCUCGUCAAGGUUUGGGAUCUUUCGUCUGGCGCGUGUUUGUUCAACCUCGAGGGACAUACGUCGCUUGUAGGUCUCUUGGAUCUCAGCCACGAUCGUCUGGUGUCUGCCGCAGCAGACAGCACGCUUCGCAUUUGGGAUCCGGAAAACGGCACUUGCAAGGCAACUCUUUCCGCCCACACCGGAGCUAUCACUUGCUUCCAACACGAUGGACAGAAGGUCAUCUCUGGCUCUGACCGCACACUCAAGAUGUGGGAUGUGAGGAACGGCAACUGUGUUCGAGAUCUCCUCACCGACCUCAGCGGCGUGUGGCAGGUUCGGUUCGAUGAGCGUCGAUGUGUGGCCGCUGUCCAGCGGAAUAAUCUCACAUACAUCGAGGUAAGACCCCUAUGCGAACCAAAAAAAGGAUUUGGAAGCUAAUUGACGGAAACAGGUUCUCGAUUUUGGAGCUGCUCGGGACGGAGUUCCCGAGAGCAAGCGUGGUCGUCGCGUCGUUGUCGACAUCCGCGGCAAGGAAAUCGAAGACGUCGACCACGCCGCUCUGGAAGAGAUGGCGGCGGCCCAGGCAGCCUAG